GGCGCUGAGCAACACACUGUUGUUGUUCCUCUCUGACUGUGUGACAGCUAGUUAGAGGCGGUCCGGCAGCAUACCAUGAGUAAACCGGCAGGUGAAAGGUCCCGCACUUACUCGUAGUCUUUGGCUGGGCUUUGUUUGUUUUUUAGCGGGUGAAACAUUUAUCGGUGGCUCUUUUUUUCGACCGACCUCCGCUACAAUAGCUUAGCUUGCUAGCAGUCAUUAGCGACAUUAUUGCAUUCGUGUGAAUGGAAGAGGUCUUCCUCAUUACGUUUACCAUAAAGGGGCAGUUCUGCUUUCAGAGGCUGACCUAGUGGAGGAUAAAUCCCCAGUGUCUUCCUGUAAAGGCUCACAAAUUGCUAUGGAGCCGUACCCGGCUGUGGGCUGUGUGAACAUCGGGAGUCUGACCAGCACCUUGCCGGUGAUCCCCUGCCAGAAGCUGACGGACCUGUAUUACCUGAGCAGGGGGGGCUUCGGCACGGUGUUCAAGGCGCAGCACUCUGACUGGAGGACCACCGUGGCCAUCAAGUGCCUGAAACUCGACAAUCCCGUUGAAGAAAGACACAGGAACAGCCUGCUCAAGGAGGCCGAGGUGCUCCACAAAGCCAGGUUCAACUACAUCAUCCAGAUCUUUGGCAUCUGCAAUGAGCCCGAGUUCUUUUGCAUCGUCACCGAGUUCAUGAGCAAUGGCUCUCUGGACCAGUUGCUCCACGAGAAGGACACGUACCCGGUGCUGGGCUGGCCCUUGCAGCUUAGGAUCCUGUAUGAGAUCGCGCUGGGCGUUAACUUCCUGCACAACAUGAACCCACCACUGUUACAUCACGACCUAAAGACGCAGAACAUACUGUUGGAUGGGGAAUUUCAUGUAAAGAUCGCAGACUUUGGUCUUUCAAAGUGGCGCCAGCUGUCCGUCAGCAGAGGCUCCGGAUCCAAGCCCACAGAGAUGGUUGGUACGGUAAUCUACAUGCCCCCCGAGAAGUACGAGCCAUCCAAGAGCCGCCGGGCCGACGUGAAACACGACGUGUACAGCUAUGCCAUCAUCAUGUGGGAAGUGCUGUCCAGGCAGAUUCCAUUCGAAGAGGUGACCAACGUCAUGCAGAUCAUGUUCAGUGUGCUGCGUGGGAUGCGUCCUGACACGGGUCCGGAGAGCCUGCCACUUAACAUCCCCAACAGAGAGACCCUCAUCACUCUGAUGACCUGCGGCUGGACCACCAACCCCGACGAACGACCUUCCUUCCUCAAGUGUUUGAUCGAGCUGGAGCCCAUGGUGAGGACGUUUGACGAAAUAGAUUUCCUGGAGGCCGUGUUGGAGAUCAAGAGGUCAAAGAUGAGGUGGGGGUCAGCUUGUUGUUCAGCUCAGCCGGUGAGUGAGAAGAGGAGUGAGGAGACGUCCCUCAACAUGCUGAAGGACAGAACCAGCCCCUGGCCGGAGAGCUCCACCUCCAACUCCGGCUCCGGCUCCUGUUCCUCCCAGGACACAGACAUAUCUGUCCCUGGCGCCCUCAGCAGCAGCAAGAUGGCAUUUUCUAAAGACGGAGAGGGGCACCCGUCGUCAUUUAUACGGAGUACUCUGGAGGCCCCUGCGUCUCUGGUCGACCAAGUCAACAAUCCGGACACCUAUCAGAGUGCAAAGCUCAUGAAUGACUUGAACAUACCCGUCAAACCAUGCCUGCCUCCCACUGAAUUUGGGACCCAGCUGGAAAACCUCACCAUCAAGCCUCAGCCUCAGCAACAAGCUGGAGCUGAUUACUCUCCUCCGUUGCGUCACUCCCCGCCCUUACAAGGCCCCAUCGCCCGGUGGAUCGAGGCCCGGCGCGAGGAAAUCGUCCUCCAGAUGACGGAAGCGUGUCUGAACCAGAGCUGUGAUGCGCUGCUCUCCCAAACCAUGCUGAUGCGGGAGGACUACGAGCUGAUCAUGACCCAGAGCACGCGCACCGCCAAGGUUCGCCAGCUGCUGGACAACUGCCACCGGCACAACGAGGAUUUCUGCCACAUCGUCGUCCGCAAGCUGCGUGACAACAAGCAAAACAGCCUGAAGCCGUACCCCCCAGAGCUGGGGUCUCCCACCUAAGUCCCCCUCUCCAUGUGUUACAACAUCCACAGAAACAUGUAGCAGCCAAACCAUGUGCAAACUUUACACUCCACUCACUGGUUUUUGCAGAAUAGGCCCUAAAGUUACUGUCCCCUAGAGAGGCAAAAACAGCUUCAAAGAAUAUUCACUCGCAUGACACAAAAGGUUAUCUUCCAGAAAGAAAGGGGGGUUUUGUGUGUUUUUAUUUAACUAUCUUAUGGAUUUAAUUUAUAGUUGCUUCAUUGUGAGUGGAUGUAUCGCAGGGUUUUGUGCUCUCUUGACCGUAUGUUUUUGUCUACCAUUAUGUGAAAGUUUAAUCACAGAAUGUAGCCCAGUAUUUUUGUUUGUGUGUGAGAGUGUGUGUACACUGUUGACUACAGGACUGUUAACAUGCUGGAAAACCGACUGCAAGAAUAAGGUUUAUUCCUAUCAAAAGCAAUCUUACAGUAUCAUGAAGUCAUGGGUGAACAGGAUUUGUAUCCCUUGACUCAAGAGAAUCAAAGUGCAUCAAAUCUAUAAAAAAUAUAUGUUCUGGACGCCUUCAGAGCUAAUCCUAGCUAUGUAAGUGUUCUUGGGCGUUAACAGCCUCACGUAACUGAAGUGUUGGAGGAUAUCUUGGAAGACUGUGGCUGUUAGGAAAGUUUUGUCCCGACCUGGAAUGCUGUAGUGAAGAGGAUGGUCACACAACAUUCAGAAUGAGAUGGGGGGGCGUGUGUGUCUGCAUGUCUGUGACAAGUGGAGCAGAGUGAUCUGAUUUUUUCGGGUCUUCUCAGUGGAGGCCUCACCUCUUUUAAUGUCGGACUCAUUUAGAUUCUUCCAGAGGUUCAGCCCAUCUGCAUAAGAGCUGUAACAGAUGAACAGAGAAACAUGUUUAGUUUAACGGCUUAUUAAAGUGCAGUAUACACAGUAAGCGCUUGCUCACAUCUCUCUUUACGCUUACAGUUUUCUCUACUGUAGUUGGCUUCCUAAUCGACCAUUUUAAAGUGUCAUAGUUCACACAUCACAGGAAGACAGUAGCACCAGUGGUCUGUAUUGAGUAACAUGGUUAGGAAUUUGCUUUAUCCAUAACACACAAAACUGAAACAUUGACUUUAAUUAAAUGUACAAUGUCACGUAACUGUAUUAAGUUAUUUGAAAGUAAUAAUAUCAUGUUUAAAUAAAAAAUAUUAGGUUGAAUUUAAGAUUAUUGCUUUCAACUAACUUAAUAUGUGAAAUGUGUUGACAUAAUACAUUUCAUUAAUUCAACGUUUCAGUUUUUUUAGUGCAUUUACUGUAUUUAAGAAGCACAUUUUUCCAUGAUACAGUUGUUGAUUUCAGCCUUCCUUAUAGUCAGGUUUGUAUAUAUAUCUAUCAUCAUUAUCAAUUUUGACAUUUGACGAUUAUUUCCCAAAUGAAUCGUUUGGAAACAUUUGUUUGGCCAAAGAUGGCAGUUUUGAAUUCUGUCCAAAGAAAUCCAGAAGAUAUUCAGUUCAAUGUCAAAGAAGACUAUUACAGUAGCUGAAAGCUGGGAGUUAUUGGUAUUUGUAUUAAACAGAAACUACAGAUUAGUAGAUCAUCAGAGUAAUUGCAGAUUUUAUUUCUCUUACUUGAUUUAUGGACUGAUUGUUUUUUCAGCUGUGUGCAUGAAUGGAUCUCAUUGAGCCUUUCCUCUAAAUUGGGUUAUCUUAGGGUCUUCUCAGUAGGGGCUUCACCGUCAGACUCAUGUUGGUUCUUCCAGAGUUACAGCUUGUCUUUAUGGGAGCUGCUAUCCAUGAACAGAGAUCAAACCUGCUUAAUUUAGUGGCUUGUUAAAGUGCAGAAUGCGCAACACGGCUCACAAAUCACUCUGCAGUCUUUCUCUACUGUAGUUGUGCUUCCUAAUUCAGUCAUAAAAGCUGUUUAUAAAACUUCAAAUCUCUGUAUACAUAUUCACACAAAGACAGAAGCACCAGUUUGUCUCAGUAUUGUUUUAAGUUGUUUACCAUGUUCUAUGUGCCAACAUUUAGUGUAUUUAGGAAGCACAUUAUUUCCCUUGACCGUGACACAGUGCUUUUAUCUUUUUUUAUUCAUCUGAAGAUUAUUCUCUGGAUGAAUCCUUAAAACUGUAAAAAUGCAGUUCACUUUUCCCUCCAGGCCAAGGUAGCAUUUCUUUACAUUUGUUGUUUUUUUAAACACAUAAAAUAUUCAGUUUACUGCCAUAGAAUACAAGUGCAGAAGCUGAAACCGGCUUUAAAAAAAUUACAGAUCGUUUUUUUUUUGCAGAGGAAGACUGUGAAACUUUUUAAAGACUGAUCCAUCUGCAUUACUGCCGCCACUUUCCUCUAAAUGGGUGCUUCAAUGCAGUAUUGUAGCCGUGUCAUAUACAGAAUAACCUCUGUUGUCAUCGUUAGUUCCAAACUAGUAAACUGCAGUUCAAUAGAGAACUUAAAAAAUGAACAGCAUUAAAUGAGCCUAAGCAGGCCAUCUUAAGACAUAGUGUCACAAGAAAUCAUACAUUUGAGUGACCACAGAAGGAGUCUUUGAUAACUGUGCCUCAUAUUCUGCUUUUGGUCUUAACUAUAGCAACGUUCAAAAAGCUUUUUCAAGGAAAAUGUUGAGUAAAAAAACGUUCUUAUGGCUUCUUUAGGUUGUCCCAUACUGUUUUACUAUAGGUAUUGGUUGACUCUUUCUUUUAAAUAUUUGUAUUUUCAGUUGUGAUCCCUCUCAAAGAACUCAUGCAUUGUUUUUGUAAAGUGAUGUUUUCAUAUUCCUCAUUGAGUGCCCAUAUCAGUAUCAGUUGAUCAAAGAAUAAUUACUCUGUUGAUGUGUAGUUAUGGUUUCAAUAGUCAUUUUUCAUAUAUUUCACAACUUCUCAAUAAAUGGGAACUCUGUUUUUA
Eleginops maclovinus (Patagonian blennie) is the source of this 4923-nucleotide messenger RNA. It is a transcript of the gene ripk2, whose product is annotated as receptor-interacting serine-threonine kinase 2. The coding region runs from base 359 to 2068 and encodes 569 amino acids. NCBI's taxonomy places the organism in Eukaryota, Metazoa, Chordata, Actinopteri, Perciformes, Eleginopidae. The record is from RefSeq and is a predicted model, not a curated record. The transcript is spliced from 11 exons. Gene Ontology annotation, molecular function: ATP binding; protein kinase activity. Gene Ontology annotation, cellular component: cytoplasm. Gene Ontology annotation, biological process: protein phosphorylation; signal transduction; regulation of apoptotic process.